AUGCAAUUCGGACUUUUGUUUCUUUCUGCUUUGCCCGCGACUUGGGCCGCACAUCUCUACGCGGUUCCCCAGAGUCUUUCUCUUCUCGAGACCAGUGCUGAAGACAAUGGCUGCACACUACCCGAUACCUACCGCAUCCAGAACUUCAAGGCAGAGUCUAAAGACAGCGGCAAAACACUCAGUGGCUUCGACUUUGUAUUCUUCGACCAGGACACCAAGUUGACGACUCCUUGCCACAAGAACGCUUCUUCAAAGGCCAUCACAGGCUUGGGAGGCAGAGAUCGGUUUGCGUGUGACAACGACGCAGUGGAGUUCAUCUGGACUGAUGAUACCAAGAAGCUAUGGAUGAUGGAGAAGGUCUGUCAACAACAGGAUGGAUCUAUACCAUAUGAGGCCAGUGGCAGCAUCAUUCUCAACGUCAAGUGUGCCAGGACUGGCGGCUGCUCCAGCAACUCGACAGACCAGAAGUCAUCCUUCACUAGCCUUCAGCCCGUGAGGGAGGCUCCUCCUUCCUAA
Molecule: messenger RNA, 516 nt
Organism: Fusarium tjaetaba
Lineage: Eukaryota; Fungi; Ascomycota; Sordariomycetes; Hypocreales; Nectriaceae
Exons: 2
Coding region: 1-516 (171 amino acids)
Source: RefSeq, a predicted model, not a curated record